Messenger RNA from Capsicum annuum, 2073 nucleotides. Its product is annotated as protein NRT1/ PTR FAMILY 6.3. Gene Ontology annotation, cellular component: membrane. The coding region runs from base 101 to 1876 and encodes 591 amino acids. Gene Ontology annotation, molecular function: nitrate transmembrane transporter activity. The transcript has 5 exons. The record is from RefSeq and is a predicted model, not a curated record. Lineage: Eukaryota; Viridiplantae; Streptophyta; Magnoliopsida; Solanales; Solanaceae. Gene Ontology annotation, biological process: oligopeptide transport; response to nitrate; transmembrane transport.
GAAUCUUACCAUAGUCUUGGAUACCUUCUAUUUUCUCUUAAUAUCUCCAACUUGUUUAAACCUUUCUUCCUCACAAAAAAAAAAAAAAAUAGUUUAAAAAAUGGCACUUCCUGAGACACAACAUGACACCAAAACUCUCCCAGAUGCCUGGGACUAUAAAGGAAGACUAGCCCUCCGAUCAUCGUCCGGCGGUUGGACUAGCGCUGCCAUGAUUUUAGGGGUUGAGGCUGUGGAGAGGCUAACGACGCUAGGUAUUGCUGUAAACUUGGUGACAUAUUUGACUGGAACAAUGCAUUUAGGAAAUGCAAAUUCAGCCAACAACGUUACAAAUUUUCUUGGAACUUCAUUUAUGCUCACUUUGCUUGGUGGUUUUGUGGCAGAUACAUUUCUUGGACGGUACCUUACAAUUGGUAUCUUUACAACUAUUCAAGCAAUGGGUGUGACCAUCUUGACCAUCUCGACCAUAAUCCCAAGCCUCCGACCACCAAAGUGUGAGCCAGGUAGCUCAGAAUGCAUCCCUGCAAAUGGCAAACAGCUCAUGGUCCUAUACAUCGCGCUAUACAUGACGGCCCUAGGGACCGGGGGCCUAAAAUCCAGCGUGUCUGGGUUUGGGUCAGACCAGUUUGACGAAACGGACAAAAAAGAAAGAGGACAAAUGAUAAAAUUCUUCAAUUGGUUCUUUUUCUUCAUCAAUGUGGGAUCACUAGGUGCAGUGACAAUAUUAGUAUACAUACAAGAUAAUUUGGGAAGAGAAUGGGGUUAUGGAAUUUGUGCCUGUGCUAUUGUUAUUGGUUUGGUGAUUUUCUUAUCUGGCACAAGAAAAUAUAGGUUCAAGAAACUUAUGGGGAGUCCAUUGACACAAAUUGCUUCUGUUUUUGUGGCUGCUUUGAGGAAAAGGCAUAUGGAAUUGCCUUCUGAUUCUUCACUUCUUUUCAAUAUUGAUGAUAUUCCUGGUGAUGGAAAUAAAAAAGCUAAACAAAGAUUGCCUCACAGCAAAGAGUAUCGUUUCUUGGACAAGGCAGCUAUUAAGGUAAUUGACCCUGAAUCUGCUGGAUUUACCGUGGUGAAUAAGUGGAAUUUAUCAACUUUAACUGAUGUUGAAGAGGUAAAAUUGGUUCUACGAAUGUUACCAACAUGGGCUACGACCAUUAUGUUUUGGACUGUUUAUGCCCAAAUGACAACAUUUUCUGUGUCACAAGCUACAACCAUGGAUCGUCACAUAGGAAAAUUCGAAAUUCCUCCUGCCUCGUUGACACUCUUUUUCGUGGGGAGUAUCCUCUUGACAUGUGUAUUUUAUGACCGCCUAGUCGUGCCAAUUGCUAGACGUGUCCUCAACAACCCCCAUGGGCUAAGCCCACUGCAACGUAUUGCCGUAGGCUUAGUCCUAUCGAUUAUAGCCAUGAUAGCAGCCGCUUUGACCGAAGUAAAGAGACUAAACGUGGCACAUUUGCAUGGAUUGACCAAUAAUGGAAAUACCAUGGUACCAUUGAGUGUCUUUUGGCUAGUACCACAGUUCUUGCUAGUAGGGGCAGGUGAAGCAUUUACUUAUAUUGGACAACUUGAUUUCUUCUUAAGAGAGUGUCCAAAAGGGAUGAAGACAAUGAGUACGGGGUUGUUUUUAAGUACACUUUCACUAGGAUUUUUCGUUAGUUCAGUUUUGGUGACCAUUGUGCACAAAGUGACAGGGAACAAACCAUGGCUAGCUGAUAAUUUGAACCAAGGAAAGCUCUAUGAUUUCUAUUGGUUAUUGGCAACAUUGAGUGUGUUGAAUUUGAUGGUUUUCUUGUUUUUUUCAAGACGGUAUGUGUACAAGGAGAAGAGGCUUGCUGAGUGUGGGAUAAUUGAAAUGGAGGAUUCAGGACCAUCAUGUCACUAAACUACACAAGGCAAUUAUUAUCGUCUUCAUAAAAGCAAACUAGUGUUUUUUUUGUCUUUCAACUUUUUGGUUUUGGUUUUCUUCUUCUUUAACUUUAUUGGAAGGGUUACGUGUCUAUGGUAACCUAGUUGUAUAUGUUCAAAUCAAAGAAUGGAAAAGAGCUUAGUUAAUGAAAAGUUGUAGAGCUCUUUCUUUUC